Molecule: messenger RNA, 459 nt
Organism: Ipomoea nil (Japanese morning glory)
Lineage: Eukaryota; Viridiplantae; Streptophyta; Magnoliopsida; Solanales; Convolvulaceae
Product: RPW8-like protein 3
Exons: 1
Coding region: 1-459 (152 amino acids)
Biological process (GO): defense response to fungus
Source: RefSeq, a predicted model, not a curated record
AUGGCCGGAUCUCUCAUCGGAGGGGCCGUUUUGGGCGUGGCGUUUAAUAAACUUUUCGCUGCGGUCAGCGAUGCUGGUCGGAGAGUGGCCGCGUUCAGAUCAGACAUUGAGAGCUUAAAAUCAACCCUCUUUCAGAUUAAACCCAUUUUUCAAGACAUAGAGAAACUCAACAAGCUCACCGGCACCCAGGAAGCCGGAACAGAAGCGCUUAUCAAACAGCUCAAGGACGGCGAAGCGCUAAUCCAGGAGUGCUUGAGCAUCAAGCCAUACCAUCUUUUGAAGAAGUGGCGGUGCUCAAAGAAGCUGGCGAAAUUGGAGAAGUCGCUGGUGAGAUUCUUUUCUAUUGAUGUCCAGAUACAGAAGUUCAGGGAUAGCAAGAAAACUCUGGCGAAGGCGAAUAGUGUAGAUCAGAAAAUGGACGAGGCACUUGCUUAUCUCAAAAUUCUGGGAACCUCUUAA